Messenger RNA from Physella acuta, 3915 nucleotides. RefSeq names its product serine/threonine-protein phosphatase 6 regulatory ankyrin repeat subunit B-like. The record is from RefSeq and is a predicted model, not a curated record. Lineage: Eukaryota; Metazoa; Mollusca; Gastropoda; Physidae. Gene Ontology annotation, molecular function: protein binding.
UUUAUCUGCUCGACAGUGUGCUGGUUACGUUUGCCUGAAGCACUUGUGAUUUAGUUUGCUCACACACAGCAGUUUAUUUUUAGCAGGUGAACUCAUCAAAUGAAUUCAAAACUAUACUAAGGCUUCGCUUGUUAAUAAGUCAAGUACAUAGCAACGACAUUCUUUUAAAAGACGACACAUUGUGUAAAACAACUUUGUACGAAAUGAAAAUAUAUGUUCUUUGAUAAGGAAGAAACUGAAUUAAGGUGACACUAACGCAACAUAGCAAGGUGCGCAAUAAAAAGUAAAAAAAAAUGAAAUGUGAUUACAACGUCUUACAAGAAAUUAAUACAAAUGCCAAGACAAGCUAUUCAAAUACAUUUCUUUUUUCCUAAAAUUAAAAGUCUAUUUUUUGAUGAACUAUGUUGCCAAAUUAAAUGAAUAAAUUAGGAUCUGUUUGCUGCUAAAAGUAUGGUAUACCACAGGACCGUUUGAUAUCGGCUAAGAGAUUUGAAACUAAUCUAAUAAAAUUUAGGAAACAAUGCUAAAACAAAUAUUUUAAUUAAGAAAAUCAAACUCAAAGAGGAUGAAUUAAUGAUUGUAUUUUGAAAUACAAACAAGUCGACAUUUUAAUAAAGUGUGAUAAUAAAUUCAGCCUAUAAAAAUACAACAAGAAAAGAUCGACAAAGAGCUGGUGCUAAUAUGAAACUGCAUUAUUAAUAAAGACAAUUAGUAGGUAAUCAUGCUUAGCUAAAUGCUUAGGCACCAAUAAAUAGUUCUAAAGAAAAAACUCAGUGUUAUGGUGUUUUAAUGGCUGUUUGGAAAAUUAUAAUACUCUCUUGCAUCAUGAACUGAAGAUAAAAAAAAGACCAGCUUGCUUAUAGAAGCAUCCGGCACGGUCCAUUACUUUUUUUCAAAGUUCUUUCAACGCAUUAUGAUAAUGAUACAAUUAUAGGAUAGCUUAUUAAAAAAGGAGAGGAUGUUAAUAUUAUGAUUAAAGGUGAAUUAAACAUUUCAACUAUGGCAUCAAAGGUUGGACAUGAUACUAAUAAUGCAGAUUUGCUUAUCACCAGCAAAACCGAUAUUAAUCGUGUAGAUGAAGAUGAAGGUAAAGCGUUUCUGCUUGCUUCGAAUAAUGGAGAUGAUAAAAUAGUGGAGUUAAUUAUCAACGGCGGAGCUGAUAUUAAUCGUGUGGAUACAGAUGGGCAGGAUGCUUUAAUGAUUGCUUCACAGAAUGGACAUGACAAAAUAGUAGAGUUACUUAUCAACGGCGGAGCUGAUAUUAAACUUGUGGAUGAAGAUGGGCAGGAUGCUUUAAUGAUUGCUUCACAGAAUGGACAUGACCAAAUAGUGGAGUUACUUAUCAACGGCGGAGCUGAUAUUAAAUUAGUGGAUGAAGAUGGGCAGGAUGCUUUAAUGAUUGCUUCACAGUAUGGACAUGACAAAAUAGUAGAGUUACUUAUCAACGGCGGAGCUGAUAUUAAACUUGUGGAUGAAGAUGGGCAGGAUGCUUUAAUGAUUGCUUCACAGAAUGGACAUGACCAAAUAGUGGAGUUACUUAUCAACGGCGGAGCUGAUAUUAAAUUAGUGGAUGAAGAUGGGCAGGAUGCUUUAAUGAUUGCUUCACAGUAUGGACAUGACAAAAUAGUAGAGUUACUUAUCAACGGCGGAGCUGAUAUUAAACUUGUGGAUGAAGAUGGGCAGGAUGCUUUAAUGCUUGCUUCACAGAAUGGACAUGACAAAAUAGUAGAGUUACUUAUCAACGGCGGAGCUGAUAUUAAACUUGUGGAUGAAGAUGGGCAGGAUGCUUUAAUGAUUGCUUCACAGAAUGGACAUGACCAAAUAGUGGAGUUACUUAUCAACGGCGGAGCUGAUAUUAAACUUGUGGAUGAAGAUGGACAGGAUGCUUUAAUGCUUGCUUCACGAUAUGGACAUGACCAAAUAGUAGAGUUACUUAUCAACGGCGGAGCUGAUAUUAAACUUGUGGAUGAAGAUGGACAGGAUGCUUUAAUGCUUGCUUCACAGAAUGGACAUGACCAAAUAGUAGAGUUACUUAUCAACGGCGGAGCUGAUAUUAAACUUGUGGAUGAAGAUGGACAGGAUGCUUUAAUGCUUGCUUCACAGAAUGGACAUGACAAAAUAGUAGAGUUACUUAUCAACGGCGGAGCUGAUAUUAAACGCGUGGAUGAAGAUGGGAAGGAUGCUUUAAUGAUUGCAUCAAAACAUGGAAAUGACAAAAUAGUAGAGUUACUUAUCAACGGCGGAGCUGAUAUUAAACGUGUUAAAGUAGAUGGAUGGGAUGCUUUAAUGCUUGCUUCAUUUAAUGGAAAUGCCAAAGUAGUAGAGUUACUCAUCAACGGCGGAGCUGAUAUAAAACGUGUUGUACCAGAUGGAUUGGAUGCUUUAAUGCUUGCUUCACAUAAAGGACAUGACAAAAUAGUAAAGUUACUUAUCAACGGCGGAGCUGAUCUUAAACGUGUUGAAGCAGAAGGAUGGGAUGCUUUAAUGCUUGCUUCACAGAAUGGACAUGACAAAAUAGUUGAGUUACUUAUUACCAACGAAUCUGAUAUUAAUCAUGUAACCAACAAUGGAUCGGAUGCUUUAAUGCUUGCUUCACAGAAUGGACAUGACAAAAUAGUAAAGUUACUUAUCAACAGCGGAGCUGAUCUUAAACGUGUUGAAGCAGAUGGAUCGGAUGCUUUAAUGAUUGCAUCAAGAAAAGGACAUGACAAAAUAGUAGAGUUACUUAUCAACGGCGGAGCUGAUCUUAAACGUGUUGAAGCAGAAGGAUGGGAUGCUUUAAUGCUUGCUUCACAGAAUGGACAUGACAAAAUAGUAAAGUUACUUAUAAACAGCGGAGCUGAUCUUAAACGUGUUGAAGCAGAAGGAUGGGAUGCUUUAAUGCUUGCUUCACAGAAUGGACAUGACAAAAUAGUUGAGUUACUUAUCAACAGCGGAGCUGAUCUUAAACGUGUUGAAGCAGAAGGAUUGGAUGCUUUAAUGCUUGCUUCACAGAAUGGACAUGACAAAAUAGUAAAGUUACUUAUCAACAGCGGAGCUGAUAUUAAACGUGUUAAAGUAGUUGGAAGUGAUGCUUUAAUGCUUGCUUCAUUUAAUGGACAUGCCAAAGUAGUAGAGUUACUCAUCAACGGCGGAGCUGAUAUUAAACGUGUUGUACCAGAUGGAUCGGAUGCUUUAAUGAUUGCAUCAAGCAAAGGACAUGACAAAAUAGUAGAGUUACUUAUCAACGGCGGAGCUGAUCUUAAACGUGUUGAAGCAGAAGGAUGGGAUGCUUUAAUGCUUGCUUCACAGAAUGGACAUGACAAAAUAGUAAAGUUACUUAUCAACAGCGGAGCUGAUCUUAAACGUGUUGAAGCAGAAGGAUGGGAUGCUUUAAUGCUUGCUUCACAGAAUGGACAUGACAAAAUAGUUGAGUUACUUAUCAACAGCGGAGCUGAUCUUAAACGUGUUGAAGCAGAAGGAUUGGAUGCUUUAAUGCUUGCUUCACAGAAUGGACAUGACAAAAUAGUAGAGUUACUUAUCAACGCCGGAGCUGAUAUUAAUCGUGUAACCAAUAAUGGAUCGGAUGCUUUAAUGAUUGCAUCAAGAAAUGGACAUGACAAAAUAGUACAGUUACUUAUCAACGCCGGAGCUGAUAUUAAUCGUGUAACCAAUAAUGGAUCGGAUGCUUUAAUGAUUGCAUCAAGAAAUGGACAUGACAAAAUAGUAGAGUUACUUAUCAACGGCGGAGCUGAUAUUAAACGUGUGGAUGAAGAUGGACGGGAUGCUUUAAUGCUUGCUUCAGAGGAUGGACAUGACAAAAUAGUUGAGUUACUUAUCAACAGCGGGGCUAAUAUUAAACGUGUUAAAGCAGAUGGGCAGGAUGCUUUUAUGAUUGCAUCAAGACAUGGACAUGACAAAAUAACAAUAUCCUAG